AUGCCGCCGAAGCGCAUGACAGCAAAUCCGGUCAAGCCAGCGCGAUACCGCGCUGGCAAGCCCAUUGCACCGGAAACAUCGGACUCAGACUCAGAUAUUAGCGAUAACGAUACCAACGAAGCCGAGAACAAGGCAAGGGCGAUUCCGCCGCCACCGAAAGCUUCGAGCGCCGCCAAGAUUGCCCGUAGCCUCAGCAAGGUCAAUCUCGAUGAGCGCAGACGCGAGGCACAAGAAAAGGAGAACCUGAGAAUAGCGCGCGAAAAGGCCGAACGAAUCGCCGCCGAAGAAGGCUUCGUGACGGAGGAGGAGGAGGAGGAGGAAGAAGGUGACGAUGGAGAAGAGGAGAGCUCCAGCGAGGAGGAAAGCAGCAGUGAAGAGGAAGCCCCCCGUCGCCUCAUGAUCCGUCCAAAAUUUAUCCCCAAAAACCAGCGCAACGCCGCAAAGGACCAGUCAGCUGCAUCCAAGGACGAAGAUGCACGCUUUGCUGAAGAAGAGGCCCGCCGCAAAGCUGCUGCAGACGCGCUGGUCGAGGAGCAGAUAAAAAAGGACCUUGCAGCGCGUGCGGCGGGUAAGAAGCACUGGGAUGACGACGAGGCGUCGGGGUCAGACGUUGACACGACGGAUGACCUCGACCCGGAGGCGGAGCUGGCCGCAUGGAAGCUGCGGGAGCUGAAGCGGGUUAAGCGCGAGCGUGACCGCAUCGCCGAGCAGGAGGCCGAGUACGCGGAGCGCGAGCGGCGUCAGAACCUGACUCAGGAGGAACGCGAUGCCGAGGACGCCGAGAAGCUUGCGCGCCAGCAGGAGGAGAAGGACGCCAAAGGUAAGAUGUCUUACCUACAGAAGUACUACCACAAGGGCGCCUUCUAUAGCGAUGAGGCCAAGGCGUACGGACUGGACAAGCGUGAUAUCAUGGGCAUGCGCAUUGCGGACGAUGUCAAGGACCGGAGCGCUCUGCCGGAGUACCUGCAGAAGCGCGACAUGACGAAACUGGGCAGGAAGGGUGCGACAAAGUACAAGGACCUCAAGAGCGAGGAUACCGGCCGGUGGGGCGAGUUCGAUGACCGUCGUGGGGGUGACCGGAGGGGCUUCAACAAGUACGACGUGGAUGAGCGGUUCAGGCCGGACAACGACCGCGAAGUCAACGGUGCAAACGCAAUUCCCCUGGGUGAUCGCAAAGCACCAGACGGUCCAAAGCGUGGCUGGCCUGACAGAUACCGGUCUCGCGAUGACUUUCGUCGGGAUCAGUCCGGAUCGAGAUCACCGCGUCACCGCUCACGAGACGACUACAGAGACAGGCGGAAGCGCAGUCCGUCGCUAGAUAGAGACCACCGGGACAGCGACAAACGGCGGCGCGUAGACUCGUAG
Colletotrichum graminicola M1.001 is the source of this 1365-nucleotide messenger RNA. Its product is annotated as micro-fibrillar-associated protein 1. The transcript has a single exon. Gene Ontology annotation, molecular function: RNA binding. The coding region runs from base 1 to 1365 and encodes 454 amino acids. Gene Ontology annotation, biological process: mRNA splicing, via spliceosome. Gene Ontology annotation, cellular component: U2-type spliceosomal complex. The record is from RefSeq and is a predicted model, not a curated record. NCBI's taxonomy places the organism in Eukaryota, Fungi, Ascomycota, Sordariomycetes, Glomerellales, Glomerellaceae.